Molecule: messenger RNA, 1254 nt
Organism: Klebsormidium nitens
Lineage: Eukaryota; Viridiplantae; Streptophyta; Klebsormidiophyceae; Klebsormidiales; Klebsormidiaceae
Source: the annotation of a GenBank genome assembly
AUGGCUCCCUCAGUGGGUCUCCUGGUUACCGUUCCCUACGGAGCCUUCUCCCAGGGGGGCGGCGCGGCCCUGGCUAAGACCCCCCCAUCGCAGAGCAAACCGCCCUCCUUCCGCUACUCGUUCUCCGACCAAUACCCUCUGCCGGUGAGCAAAGCCCGGUCACGUGCCACGUCAGUAAGCGCCUCCUUCGCUAAGGGGGGGAAGACGUCCACUCCUGCAGAGCCUGUCUGGAACCCCCCGGCAGAGUCACAGAUGUGGUGGGGGGAGAACGAAGGGUUCCCACAAAUGGGGGGGUCCGAGCAGGCUCAGGAGGAGCGCGUGUUGUCCCCCCAGAGGCUGCGGAGGGCGCAGUCUCUGCCAAACGAGAACCCCAUUCGGCGGCUUAUUAGGGAGGAGUCGCUGAGCAAUAAGGACGCGUUUGUGGACCCGCUUCCGGAGGGGAUGCCCGUGCUUAUGAGGCAUAAGGCGAGGUCGUAUACGGUCGGGAGUUCCAACCGGGUGGCCUCAGAGGCGCCCAUUGUGAGGGCGCAAUCAUUGCCGGCGCGGCUGCUGAAACCCCAGGUUAAUCUCAUCUCCUCCUCUUUUUGGAAGAUGCUGACGUCACUCAAGGAGGAAGAAGCUUUCAUCGAAAGGGAGACGGUGGCCGGCGAGCAAUGGCCCGCAGAAGAAGGACACACACUCGCCCGGACCAAAUCCUGGGUCCCCGGCGCACCCCUUCCGGGUUUUCCGGCGGCCCCUCAGCCCGGCCCGGUCGCAAACUCCUCUAGGCGGCCCAGCUACAUCUUCCGGUCGGAGAACCGCCGGUCGAGCUUAUCCAACGGCGCAGAUCUCGCGGCUGGACAGGUGGCGGCAUCCCAGCCGUCGGGCCGGAUGAGUUUCACUUAUGGAGAGGCCGUUCCCCGAGGCAGGAGAAGGCUGAGCGCGGCGACCUCAAAGCGGUCUUCCCUCAGCCAGAGCGUCGCCCAAAAUGAGACGUUACACGGGUUAGAGAACCGGGUUAGCGACAACGGAAACGGGUUGGGCGCAACGACGAUGCGCAGGGCUUCGAGCAUAGGGAGACGGAGUUCGCUGUCGGUGGCAGGGCCGAGGCCGAGGGAUCCCUCUGAAUUACUCCAGUCCCUCUCCGAGCAGGAGCGCCGGACGGUCGCUCUCCUGUCCGCCGCUAUUGGGCUGCAGCUGACGUCAGCCAUUGCGGGCGUGCUUGCGAUGGCGACAGUGUCCGCGAGCGGCGCGCGCGCAGUUAUGUUCGAGUAG